GACCCGAACCUCAAGAUGUGUAGCAUGCAGUUGACACUCAAACAGCUGUGACGUCACGUGUGUGUGUUCCUCUUAUGCCCUCCCAGCUUCCCCUAACACCUGUGGUUACUUGAAGAGAAGCUCAACAGUCCCGUGGAAGGGGACACGGAUCCCGAAGUUAAGCAGAGGACAGAGUGACAGGCGUCCAUCACCAGCCAGUGGCUUCAAGACAUCCUACACACAGACACACAGACACACACACACACACACAGAAUGAAGUUGUUGGUAGUUGUGGCUGCUGCUCUGGCAGUGGCGAGCGCAGCUAGCCUUUCAUUGGAGGACCUGGAGUUCCAUGCCUGGAAACUGAAGUUUGGAAAGUCCUACAGCUCUCCAGUGGAGGAAUCUCAGCGCAGGAGUUCCUGGAUCUCCAACCGUAAACUGGUGCUGGUCCACAACAUGCUGGCUGACCAGGGCAUCAAGUCCUAUCGCUUGGGCAUGACUUACUUCGCUGACAUGGAAAACGAGGAGUACAGACGCAUCUCCCAGCGCUGCCUGGGCUCCUUCAAUGCCUCCAAGCCCCCCGGCGGCUCUACCUUCUUACCCAUGCUUGGGGACAAUGAUCUGCCCACCACCAUGGACUGGAGGGACAAGGGCUAUGUCACCUCCAUCAAGGAUCAGAAGGAUUGUGGCUCCUGCUGGGCUUUCAGCACGACUGGCUCUUUGGAAGGCCAGCACUACAGGAAGACCAAUAAGCUGGUGUCCCUCAGUGAGCAGCAGCUGGUUGACUGCUCCGGUGAGUUCGGCAACAUGGUCUGCAUGGGCGGUCUCAUGGACCAGGCCUUCGAGUACAUCAAGUCCUUGGCCCCUGGAGGCCUGGACACUGAAGACUCCUAUGCCUACCAUGCUGAGGACAAGAAGUGCCACUACAAGCCAGACAGUCUGGGUGCCACCUGCACCGGGUAUGUUGACAUGACCAGCGGUGACGAGAGCGCCCUGCAGCAGGCCGUGGCCACCGUCGGACCUGUGUCUGUAGCCAUUGUUGCUGCACACUCCUCCUUCCAGCUCUACAAAUCAGGUGUCUAUGAUGAGCCAGACUGCAGCAGCGAUCAGCUGGAUCAUGGUGUGCUGGCUGUGGGCUAUGGCACUAGUGAUGAUGGCCAGGACUACUGGCUGGUGAAGAACAGCUGGGGCCUUGACUGGGGAGAUAAGGGCUACAUAAUGAUGUCCAGGAAUAAGCACAACCAGUGUGGCAUCGCCACGGCUUCCAGCUACCCCCUGGUCUAAGGACAAUACCAUUUGGUGCCUGGGAUUCUUCCUGAAGAUGGAAAGUAACAGAAUUGAUUUGUCUGCGUGUGUUAUUGUAUCAGAACCGUAUCCCGUGAACUAUAUCCCUCUUGAUGGAUUGGACAUUAUGCUGGAUUUGAAGCAGAAGAUGACUCAAGAGGAGCUGAAUGGCAGUUUGAUCAUGACAACACUCCUCCCACAGGCUGUGCAAGUAUUCCCUGAACUUUACAUACGGUAUCUUACUGUAUGUUUCUUUGUGAAUUGCAAUUUCAUCAUGAGCACCUCUCCCAUCAUUUGCUGAUCACCAGUUCUCUUGGCUACAAAUUGUUACACCAGAAAGUAAUUUAACCAAAGAUUUUUGGUAUCCGUUACUGGGAGUUACAGGAUAGUUACUGUUUGGUGUAGUAGCACAGAUCAUUUUUGACCAACCUUAGCGAUGCUGUCUUCAUCCUCGACUUGUGGGAACAGGAGUCUCAUAAAAUGUCUGUGACCAGUUGUCGGGAGUCAGUUUGAAUUCAGAAAAUUCUCAGUUAUCUCAUUGAUCGACACGGAUGUCUGUCAUCAUGACAUGCGGCACUUUGGGGUAGACACCCAGCUGUGCUACACCAAACAGUACCUAUCCUGUAACUACCAGUAAAUUAUACCAAAAAUCUUUGGUUAAAUCACAUUAUCUAGUGUAACAAUCUGUAUCUACAGUUCUCUGUACUACACUGUUCAUGCUGUAUUUUCUGUAUGUUACUUUUACUGUAUAACAUUAUUGUUGAAUACCAAGUUCUCUUUUUGAGUUAGUAUUAAAUAUUGUACACUCCCCUGUAUUUUAGAU
Messenger RNA from Salvelinus sp. IW2-2015, 2086 nucleotides. The record is from RefSeq and is a predicted model, not a curated record. NCBI's taxonomy places the organism in Eukaryota, Metazoa, Chordata, Actinopteri, Salmoniformes, Salmonidae.